AGAAUUUCACUUGACCACACUCCUGCUUUGGUCGCAGUACAGUGUUUGACGCGCAGUCGAAGGAGGCCAGUCAAAGCGGAGCAUAAGAGCAAAUGGGUGGACAAUGAAUCGCACGAUGUUUUCCAAUACAACGGUAUAAUGUGAAUAGUGAUAAAUCGACAUGAUAUGGUGCAUAAUCGGAUUGUAAACGCGCGCGGUAAUGUGGAUAAAAAGUAAAAAAGCUAAGAAAAAAGUGCAGUGACUCUACGUUUGAUUGGUAGUGCACGCAGAGCGGCCCUUCGUGUACAUACACAUGUAAUGACAAACUGACUCGAAAGCAGGAAGGACAGGAAGAAAGAAAAUGGAGCAUCGGAAGCAAACGAUGAGCUCGACGGAAAUAGCGAAAGCUAACGAGGAGUUCGAUCUGUUUUGCAACGCGACCACUUUGAAAUCAAUUCUGGGACAUUACAGGCAUCUCUGCGAUUUGCUCAGGAUAAGGCCGAACGUGAUCAAUCAAUUUUAUCCAAAAUUGAAAGCGAAAUUGCGAUCGUGGAAGGCUCAAGCCCUCUGGAAAAAAUUCGAUCAGAGGGCCAAUUACAAAUGUUACAAUCGUGGCAAAGCAUGCCCGAACACGAGGGUGUUGAUCAUCGGAGGCGGGCCAUGCGGCCUUCGUUCGGCGAUAGAGGCGCAAUUAUUAGGAGCGAAGGUCGUCGUUGUAGAGAAACGGGAUCGAAUGUCCAGGAACAACGUGCUUCACCUGUGGCCCUUCGUUAUCCACGACCUUCGCGCCCUGGGGGCGAAAAAGUUCUUCGGGAAAUUUUGCGCCGGCUCCAUCGAUCACAUUAGCAUCCGACAACUUCAAUGUAUAUUGCUCAAAGUCGCUUUGAUCCUCGGCGUCGAGUUCCACGAGAGCGUCAGUUUCGACGCUUUGAUAUCUCCGCCUGAGAAUCAGGAAGAGGGCAAGAUCGGUUGGAGAGCGAAAACCACUCCUGCCGAUCAUCCAGUCUCUCAGUACGAGUUCGACGUGUUGAUAGGCGCCGACGGGAAGAGAAACACGUUGGAAGGUUUUAAGCGGAAAGAGUUCAGGGGUAAAUUGGCUAUUGCGAUAACGGCGAACUUCAUAAAUAAACGGACCGAGGCGGAAGCCCGUGUCGAAGAAAUUAGCGGGGUUGCCUUCAUCUUUAAUCAAAAGUUUUUCAAAGAAUUGUACCAGGAGACCGGUAUUGAUCUAGAAAAUAUCGUGUAUUACAAAGACGACACUCACUACUUCGUGAUGACGGCUAAGAAGCACAGUCUUAUAGACAAGGGAGUGAUUUUGCAGGAUCACGCGGAUACGGCGAAAUUACUAGCGAAAGAAAACGUGGAUCGCGAAGCGUUGAUGCUUUACGCCCGAGAGGCUGCCGAAUUCUCCACGGAAUACCAAAUGAUUGGUAUGGAAUUCGCAGUGAACCAUUAUGGUCAACCAGACGUUGCCAUGUUCGAUUUCACGUCCAUGUAUGCGGCGGAGAAUGCCAGUCGAAUUUUGGAACGUCGUGGCCAUAAAUUACUUAUGAUCCUUGUCGGCGAUAGCCUGCUCGAGCCAUUCUGGCCAACGGGAUCUGGUUGCGCAAGAGGAUUUUUAAGCUCCUUGGACGCUUGCUGGGCGAUCAAAGGAUGGGGCGCGAGCGUGUCGCCGUUGGAAGUAAUCGCCGAACGGGAGUCAAUUUACAGGUUACUUGGACAGACUACGCCUGAAAAUUUAAACAGAGAUUACGCUGCGUACACGCUAGAUCCUCAUACCAGAUAUCCGAAUUUGAACGUGUCGUCGGUGACGCCGAUACAAGUGCGAAGUCUGCUCGACACGGAUGAUCCCGACAGCGUGAAACAGCCUCCUGUCCAGUCUGACAUCGAUAUCCCUAAAAAACGACGUCGUCGGGAUUUGCGUGGAGAUUCGCAAGUGCAUCCGGACACUCUGCUUCGCUGGCUGCAGAAACAAGUUGCCCUGUACGACUCGGUUCAGAUAAGAGACAUGGGCGCCUCGUUCAAGAAUGGUCUGGCUAUUUGUGCGAUAAUUCACAGAUAUCGUCCAAACCUAAUUGAUUUCCACAAUUUGAACCCAGACGAUGCGGUUACGAACAAUCAAUUGGCCUUUGAUAUAUUGGAAAAAGAAUUGGGCAUACCUCCUAUAAUGACAGGGGAGGAAAUGGCCCAGUGCGACGUUCCCGAUAAACUUGCCAUGUUUUCUUACCUCACACAGAUAUACGAAGUUUUCCGCGGUGAAAUCCCGUACAUUAAACAUCCAAAAUUAGAACCUGAAAACGAAGAAAGGCCCGCACAUAGUAAACAAUUGACACCUGAUCAAAAAGUUCAGUUAAUUGACCGUAUCGUCAGGCAAGAUAGCGCAACGAGAACGAGACACUCACGAUCGCGUCAUAACGAAAAUUUAAACCCCGCGGAUAAGAAGGGGGACACGAUUAGCCGACGUUCUCGAAAGAGACGAAGCACAGAGAAGAUGGGCGCGACAGUGGAGGAAAGGCAGAAGAGACUCGCAGAAAUAGAGAAAAAUCGCGCAGAACGUAUGAGAAGGCGGCAAUAUUUACGAAAUAUGGCGACGCAGCAAUUCUACAAAAGUAUGCAGAUGCUGCAAGCGAACGCAAAACGCGAGAAAGACGAGCCGUUCGAAGAUUAUUCAAUAUUCUUAUAUCGUCAAACUGCGCCGGAUUUCAAGGAUAGGGUGAAAUACCUAGAGCAGAAAAUAUUAUAUCCAGAUAGAGAACCUAAGAUUCACGCUGGUCAUCAUAGAAAUAGCAUAGACGAAGAAUUCUCCGGUAGAAUAAAAAGUAUCGAAGACAAGUUGAAAGGAUCUACACCGGUUGAGAAAAAACCCAGAGAUCUUCUGCGUGCAAUUGGUAAAAUUGAGAAGACCGAUUGGAAUGUGAAGGAAAUCGAGAAGAAAAUCGAAGAGAAUAAAAUGGGUCGUUUGGUUCGACACGACAAAGUAGAACGAGUGCCGAAAUGGAGUCGAGAACAGAUGUGUAUAUGCUUCAUUCAGUUUUUAGCUCGACAAAUCAAGAUGGAGAAGAAGGGACGUGAUCAAAGGGAGACAGAUAGUAAGUACGCUGAUAUUGACAAUACCCUGAAGAAUAUUGACAGGAAGAUCAAAGAGGGUAAUGUGCUUGGGUACAAUAAAGUGUCGGCAAUGGCCGAACAAUUUUCAAAUAAAAGUCAGGACGCGGAGCCCAAGAUGCAGAAACCGAAUGUCAAGCCCACGAUAACGUUACCUGCUCAAGGAGGUUCAGAAAUGUGUCAUUUUUGUAAUAAAAGAGUUUAUCUAAUGGAGAGACUUAGUGCCGAAGGGAAAUUUUUCCAUCGAGGAUGUUUUCGUUGCGAAUAUUGUUCUACCUCGUUAAGAAUAGGAAACCAUACAUUUGAUCGGGAUAAAAAUGGAGGACGAUUUUAUUGUACGCAACAUUUUGGUUUCUCAGGAACGUUGAAAACUCGCGUGGAAAAGAAGAAAAUUACGACGUUGAAUAAAGAAAAUAUACCUGCAACGUCUGUAAAUUUAAAAACACCCGAAAAAGGAAAGAUAUCUUUAGAGGGUGUUGUUGGUCUUGAUUUACUUGAUCGUGGACAAACACCUGAGAGAAUAGAAUUCGAAAAUUUAGCAGGAAUAUCGGAUGCUGAAGAACCUCAAAGCCAAAUGGAUGAAGAUGAAUGGACGGAUAGGAAUUUCGGGGCUUCUACCGCAGAAAUGGGAUCCAGUGAUGAUAUUUCGGAUAUGAGCGAUUCAGAUGAUGAUAACGAAGUAUACGAAGAGGCAAUAGAUCAACCCUUAACAACCGAAGGAACUCUUGAACUUGCGAAAAAUUGGACACUACGAUAUUCCCAUCCUCAUGCUGCAAUGGGACAAUCUGAUACAGGAAGCAACGAAUAUGAAGAUUCUAGCGAUGAAUAUACGAAUGAAGACGAUGAAAGUACAACUGCUACGGAAGAUGAAGACGACAUACGUGCCCGAGAACUUAGAAAGCAAGAAGUUUGGUUGAAGAAUCCCACACGUAGCUCCGAUACGGACAGCGGUUCAGAAACGGAGGUGAAAAUUUCUCAAGAUUCUGUAGAUAAUAUAAUUCAAGAAUCUCUUAUACUUCCUGUACAAAUUUCCAAUUUAAUAUCGCACCAAGAGGUAAACGUGAAUAAUAGUGAUGUUGAUCAAGAUAUCGGUACAGAAGAUAUGCAAAAAUCGCCUGAUAAAAUACUGAUGAUUGAUGAUCCCACGUUAGUAGGAAAUACAGAUCAACGAGUAAUAGAUGACAUAAAGUUUGGUAGUGAAGAGAAUACAUAUCAAGACAAAGCAUGUGGAAGCUUAAUUCCUUUGUCUGAUUCCCCUUGUAAUUUAACAUCAGACAAUAGAGAAAAUAAUAGCGUAAAUUCAGAUUCAUUUUCAAUUCUUUCUAAUCCCAUUAUGUAUGUACAAAAUAAUUCCAAUACGCAUGAUAAUAUAGAUGAAUCUAUUUCAGAAUACGAAAGUUUAGUGGAUGAAAGUGGUCUUCCAAGCUUAAAUCAAAAUCAAAAAAUUCAAAAAGAAUCCUUAAAUAAAAGUAAUCAGGUCAAUUCUACAUUCUACAGUGAUACUAGUAAUAUAUUGAAUAAUAAUAUAAUUUCUUUUAAUGAAAACUUAGAUAAAAUAAAUAAUACCGAUAAUAAUAAAUUAACUCAAAUAAUUAUUUCUAGUCAUAAUGAAGUAAAUAACAAAGUAAUGCCUGACUUAGAUAUUACCCUUUCAGAAACAAAUAAUAAAACUAAACUGCAAACAGCGUUUGCAGGAAUUAUGCUUCCAGAUGCUAUACCACUUUCUCAGACUAGUUACAAUAAUACAAUCCAGCCUAAUACCGAAGAAAUUGUAAACUUCAAGGAGAAAUUACCAGAUUUAAUCACUUCUUCUCCAAAUUGUAGUAGAGAAUCAUCGCCAUCUUCUUUAUCUGAAAUUUAUAAAUCAACAGAAACACUAUAUGAUGAAGCGUUAAUAUCCGAUACGAAAGAUAAAAUGAUUGCAAAAGAAACAGAAAUUUAUGAUUCAGAUAGUACACGAAAUUAUAAAAAAUCUACAAAUGAUGAUAAAUCGAAAUUAUUCAUAAAGGAUUUUAAACGAAUUCCAAUCGUAACUGUUACUUCGCCAUCUCCGACAAAUGAAAAAUCGUUGGAAGAAGCAUUUGAAACUGCUAAAUUAACAGUACCUAAAGAAAUACCGUAUAAUCAAAUGAUUCAAUCCGAUGGAAAUAGUUCAUUUGAUAAAUUAAAACGAGAUUUAAAACAAAGAAAAGCAAGGAAUAAAAUUCCAGUGGGUGAACUUCGACCAUUAUCUACUGAAAAUGCUCGAAAAAAAAUGAAUAUAUAUUUCACAAAUGAAAAAAAUCCAAAGCCAAAAGAUCAAAAUAUUGUAUUUCCUCAAAAAGAAAAAUCGUCUAAUGUUAAAGUUAUCGAAUUGGAUAUUAAGCCAAAAUUAUCUAAUAAAGUUGAAACGAAAGAUAUAAUGAAAUAUUUUCAAAAAACGAAGCCCGAAUUUUCGGAAAAAUUAAAUUAUAAACUUGAAGAUCCAGAAAAUAAUGUCGAUAGAUUAAGUGAAAUUGAUAAAGAAUUCGAAGAAAUAAAACAACAAAACGAAGAAAUAUUUUCGAUCGAUAUUGAAGAUAUUGAAUCUAAAUUGCAUUUAAAUAUGCUGCCUAUGAAAUUAAAAAUAGAAAAUAUACAUGAACAACCAAAUAUAGAAGAAUGUGAACUUCAAAGAAAUUAUGUGAAUAAAGAAAAUAUAGAUUUAAAUAACUUUUCACAAAAUGAAUUACAUGAAAAGAAAUCAAAUGAUAUAAAUAUAGAACAAACUCCAUUAUCUGUAAAACAAAUUAAUAACAUUUUGAAUACUAAAUCAGAAAAAGAUAUAAUAAUUAAUUUCACUCCUAAUUGUGAAUUACCAUUAACGAAUGAUAUUCCAGAAAUGAAAUUAUAUGAACAAAAAACAGAUAACACUCAUUCUAUUAGUGAUAGUAACACUAAUGAAAAAACGAUAUUAUCAACACCACAAUUUGAUGUUAUUAAAACUAAUAAAUACAUUUUGCAUGCAAGUGAUGAUAGUUUAAAUAUGAGAAAAAAUGUUGCUAAUAAAACUGCUCUCGCAUUACAUAAAAAUUCUAAAUCUUCUUCCGAAUUAACAACUUUACCCGUUGAACGCGAGCAAAUCGCCAAAGUUAAAAUUGUUGAACAGAAUAUUGAAGUACCAAAACGUGUAACCAAAACGAAUACAAAUAAUAAUUUAAUUCUAUCAAACAAAAUAGAUGAAAUUCCAAAAAAACCAGAAAGAAAACAUGGAUCCUCAAUAAGUUCCAACAUGUCUAAUGUACAAAAUACUCCUAAUGUUCCAGUAAGAAGAAAAUUUUUAAAACAAAAGGCUAAUGUUCCAUCUCCUUUUGAAGGAUCUACCAAUAACGUGCAAUUAAAUUCCACUAAAAUUAACGAAAGAUUGGUUGAAUCAAAUAUUAUUAAUCAACGCAAUAAUGUAACAAAAACUAAUAACUUAAAAUAUUCACCUGAAACAUCAGACAGCAAUAGUGAAAUAGACACAACAUUUAAUACAUUAAACAAUGUUACUGAUGAACGUAAACAUUCUCAAGUCACAAAGUCUCUUCCAUUAAUAAACUCAAAUCAGCGUGAAUCUACGAAAUCUGUAUCUUUCAAGAAUGAUCGAAUAAAGAAAGAUAAAUGUAUAGUGUCUUAGCGUAUAUAACUGUAAUCGACAAAACAUAUACGAGUGCAUAUAUGAUGAACAAAUUUUUAAAUAUGAUUAAUGUAUCUUUCCAAUAUAUGUUUUUCAAUUUUAUGAUUUACAUUUAGGGAAAUUGUGUGAGAUAUGUUAAUAAAGUAAAACAAAAAAAAAAAAAGAUAUUAAUAAUA
Apis dorsata (giant honeybee) is the source of this 6897-nucleotide messenger RNA. RefSeq names its product F-actin-monooxygenase Mical-like (gene Mical). Lineage: Eukaryota; Metazoa; Arthropoda; Insecta; Hymenoptera; Apidae. The coding region runs from base 341 to 6721 and encodes 2126 amino acids. The record is from RefSeq and is a predicted model, not a curated record. Gene Ontology annotation, molecular function: FAD binding; protein binding. The transcript has 19 exons.